This is a messenger RNA of Glycine soja, 1467 nucleotides long. RefSeq lists its product as uncharacterized. Bases 1 to 1467 code for a protein of 488 amino acids. The record is from RefSeq and is a predicted model, not a curated record. NCBI's taxonomy places the organism in Eukaryota, Viridiplantae, Streptophyta, Magnoliopsida, Fabales, Fabaceae. The transcript has 2 exons.
AUGAUCCGCCAUGCCCCGUCUCAAUCCACACCCGUUAGGGAACCCGUUCCCCUUUCAAAAGACAAGGGAAAGAUCGAUCUGCUUGAAGAGAGGUUGAGAGCGGUGGAAGGACUCGGCAACUAUCAUUUCUCGGAUAUAGCCGAUCUAUGUCUGGUACCAAACAUCAUCAUUCCUCCCAAGUUUAAGGUACCAGAUUUCGACAAAUACAAAGGGACAACAUGUCCAAAGAGUCAUCUUCGGAUCUUAGCCGGAGCGGCAGUGGCGUGGUACAUAAAUCUAGAAGCCUCUCAAGUCCGGUCGUGGAAUGACUUGGCAACUACCUUCAUUAGGCAGUACCAAUACAACACAGAUAUGGCUCCCGAUCGAAACCAACUUCAGAGCAUGAGCAAACGGGAACAUGAAUCAAUCAAGGAAUAUGCUCAAAGGUGGAGAGACCUAGCAGCCCAAGUCAUGCCACCCAUGACUGAGAGGGAAAUGAUCACGAUCAUGGUAGAUACACUGCCUACGUUUUACUACGAGAAACUGAUAGGAUAUAUGCCGACAAAUUUUGCAGACCUUGUCUUUGCCGGAGAAAGAAUCGAGUUGGGGUUGAGGAAAGGCAAGUUUGAAUACGCCUCCAACGCUAGCCCCAACAGCAAUAGAAGAGCCCUAGUGGUGGGCACAUGGAAAAAGGAAAGGGAUACCCACGCGGUCACCACCGCCCCAACAUGGAUGAAAAUGCCCCAAAAUGCUCAAAGCUCAUACCAACACAACCACCCAAACUUCUCGAUCCAUGCCAGAAGUUCCCUCCCAGCGCAAGCAAAAGGGCCUGCCACGACGGAAAAGGCGCCUGCACAACACGCGGCUCCAACCACAGCCCGGCCGGCCAAUAAUGCGACUCCUGGCACGAGCUAUGACAAUCCACGACGCCCCCUGGCCCAGAGAGAGCAGUUCUCUCCUAUUCCCAUGGCGUAUUCCGAGAUACGGCCCUCAUUGUUGGAAAACCAUUUGGUGGUAGCCAUACCCGGAAUGGUCUUCCAGCCGCCAUACCCCAAGUGGUACAACUCAAAUACCAUAUGCGCAUACCAUAGUGGAGCCCCCGGGCACAACAUUGAUUCUUGCUUGCCAUUCAAGUAUAAGGUGCAACACCUAAUAAAUGUCGGAUGGCUAUCAUUUCAAGAAAAUGGCCCCAACGUUAAGACCAAUCCACUAGCCAGUCAUGGAGGAGCUAGCGUGAAUGCCAUCGAAGAGGAAAGGCUGUCAAGGACAAAGAGAUUAGAAGGUGUGGCCGCAUCCAAAAGAUUCAUCUACCAGUCGCUGCAAGCAGCAUGCAUGGUCUCUCGUGGCAGAGGCAAAAGCGACGAAUGUAUGUUUCAUCUUGGGGAAUCACACGACAUGGAAACAUGCCCCGUGGUGGAGGAGCUACUUCAACGGCUUAGGGACUGGAGGCAGCUCGAAGUGUCCGAGAGAGGUAGAGAAGAGCAGUAG